Messenger RNA from Blastomyces dermatitidis ER-3, 1407 nucleotides. Its product is annotated as xaa-Pro dipeptidase. The record is from RefSeq and is a predicted model, not a curated record. The transcript has 3 exons. NCBI's taxonomy places the organism in Eukaryota, Fungi, Ascomycota, Eurotiomycetes, Onygenales, Ajellomycetaceae. Gene Ontology annotation, molecular function: metalloaminopeptidase activity; manganese ion binding. Bases 1 to 1407 code for a protein of 468 amino acids.
AUGGAUGCAUCUGUCGAUAAGAUCCUUGCGGGCAAAUACCCGGCCAAGCACCAUGCAAAACGCGUCGCAGCUCGCAUCAGAGAGCUUGGGCAUGGCGAAGCUGGCGUCAUUUAUCUCGAAAGCCAGAAGACGCGGAUGAUUGAGGACAAUGAUGGUGAAAUGCCAUUCCGCCAGCGACGUAACUUCUUCUACUUAUCAGGCUGUCCUCUCCCUGACUCGUAUCUCACAUAUAACAUCGAAGAAGACCAUCUAACCCUCUUCAUUCCUCCCAUUGAUGAGGAUUCGGUCAUCUGGUCAGGGUUGCCUCUUUCGCCCGAUGAAGCGUUGGAGCUAUACGACGUAGACGCCGUCCUCUCAACGGCUGAUGUAAAUGCUAGUUUGGCACAUUACUGUUCGGCAAAGGAGGGCACAAAGGUUUUCGCAAUAUCUGACCAAGUUUCUCCGCACAUAACCUUUUUACCCUUCCAAGAAACAGAUUUUGAUGUUUUGAAACGAGCUGCGGAGGAGGCUCGUGUUGUUAAAGACGAUUAUGAAAUUGCUCUUCUCCGACGCGCGAAUGAAAUAUCUUCCAAAGCACAUGUGGCCGUUAUCAAGGCUGCUAAAUCUGCCAUGAACGAACGAGAACUGGAGGCCACUUUCAUUGCCACUUGCAUGUCUUAUGGUUGCCGAGAGCAGUCAUAUCAUCCGAUCUUUGCUGGCGGAACAAAUGGCGCUACCUUGCACUACCAGAAGAACGACCAAGAUUUAGUUGACAAAACUACUGGAGAGAAGAAGCUGAACAUGUUAGUCGACGCUGGAGGAGAGUACCGGAACUACUGCGCCGAUAUCACACGGGUUUUUCCCCUUUCAGGGAAAUUUUCUGCAGAGUCCCGACAGAUAUACGAUAUCGUCCUGGAGAUGCAAAUGACGUCUUUGGCGAUGAUCAAAGCGGGUGUAAUGUGGGAAGAUGUACACUCGAAUUCCCACCGUGUCGCCAUACGCGGACUACUCAAGCUCGGUAUCCUGCGUGGUACAGAGCAAGAGUUGUUCGACAAAGGGAUCAGCGUUGCCUUUUUCCCUCACGGUUUAGGACAUUACCUUGGCAUGGACACUCAUGAUACUGGAGGCAAUCCAAACUAUGAGGAUAAGGACUCGAAGUUCAAAUACCUACGUUUGAGGGGCGUUUUAGCAUGUGGCGGCGUUGUGACUGUUGAACCAGGGCUCUACUUUUGCCGUUUCAUCAUCGACCCUUAUCUCGCGUCUCCGGAGUUGGGAAAGUAUAUAGAUGCCAACGUGCUUGAAAAGUACUGGAGUGUAGGCGGCGUGCGCCUUGAAGACAACGUUGUCGUCACACAAAACGGCUAUGACAACCUAACAACUGCCCCGAAAAUUCCAGAGGAGAUAGAGAAGCUCGCUGCAGGGCCAUGA